This is a messenger RNA of Peronospora matthiolae, 153 nucleotides long. The record is from the annotation of a GenBank genome assembly. NCBI's taxonomy places the organism in Eukaryota, Oomycota, Peronosporomycetes, Peronosporales, Peronosporaceae.
AUGCUCGACGAGACCAAGAACAUCAACAAUCAGCUGGGCACGAAGCUCCCAGCUGUCCCACGCCGGCAGAUAGCCACGCCAGCGGACGAGGUAGCUCGUCCGACUGCCAUUCACGUCGCGGUGGUUCAAAAGACGUCCACUAGGAAGCGUUGA